AUGUCAAAUGUUUCCAUUGAAUUUUAUGAAGUUCCUGAUGGUACCUUUGGCAGUCCAUCAACAACAAGUGGAAACUGGACAGGAACUAUUGGUGAAUUAAUGACUGGUCGUGCAGAUGUCAUGGUCGGCCCUUUGACAAUUACUCAACUAAGACAUCAAGUCAUUGAUUUCACAACUAGUUUCUUUGAUGUUGGUCUUUCCAUUUUAACAACUAAACAAGGAGAAGAAUCCAACCUAUUCUCCUUCUUGUUACCAUUCUCAUGGGAGGUUUGGAUUUUGAUAUUUGCCAGUGCCUUGAUUGUUGCCUUAUUGACUUGGUUUUUUGAUCAUGUUUCUCCAUAUGGACAUUCGAAACAAGAUGAUGAUUCAAAGAAUGAAUUGGAUUUUAGUGGUUCUUUAAUCAAUGCUUGUAUGACCAUUUCUGGUCAAGAUGGUAAUCCAGGUAAAAGUUGGUCAACCAGAGUAAUGCUACUCGGUUACUUUCUCUUCGUCAUGAUUAUCCUCUCCACAUACACAGCCAACUUGGCAGCUGUCCUCACCACAAAAGUUCAAUCCACAAGAGUAACUGGUCUCUCUGAUAUCAGAACUUAUGGUUUCAAGUUUGCUGUGGCCAAGAAUUCAGCACCUGCAUCCUUCAUCUCCUCUAGUGAGGAAAUGGCAGAUAUCAAAAAGAACAUGGUUCUAUACGAUUCUCUGGACGAUUGUAUCAAGGCACUCAGAGAAGGUCAAGUCGAUGCUCUGAUAUGGGUUUCUUCCAUUCUCGAAUAUAUGGCCAACCAGCCACCUUGUGAUACCUUAAUCGUUGGUGAUUUGUUUAAUCCUGGUAAUUAUGGACUGCCAUUUGCGAAGGGAAAUUGGAUGAUCGGACAUUUCUCUUCAAUUCUCUUGUCGAUGAGAGAAAGUGGACUUGUGGAAAAGUUAAAGAAAAAGUGGUGGAUUGAGAAGGGAAGUUGUUCAUUGGUUGCCUCAUCACAGGAAGCAUCUGGAGUGAAGAUUCAAGACUUGGGAGGUAUCUUUUUGAUUUUGGCUGGUUUUAUAUUUGUUGGUGGUUUGAUUUUGAUAUUCGAAUUGGUGUAUAGAGCUAUCUAUGAUAAGACGAAAAAUAGAACUAAACAUUUAAAGUAUUUAAAUAGAUUCUUGGGAGGUGAGAAACAUCAAGAAAGUGAUAAAGAAGAACAAGAAUUAAAGACAACCAAUAUUGCUGCUUCCACUCAAUCUCUGCAAACAGAUGAAAACAAAAUUAUCAAUCAAUAA
Molecule: messenger RNA, 1254 nt
Organism: Naegleria gruberi
Lineage: Eukaryota; Heterolobosea; Eutetramitea; Acrasida; Naegleriidae
Exons: 1
Coding region: 1-1254 (417 amino acids)
Biological process (GO): monoatomic ion transport
Cellular component (GO): plasma membrane
Molecular function (GO): glutamate-gated receptor activity
Source: RefSeq, a predicted model, not a curated record